CUAAGUCUUUGGAGCACCUGGGACUACACAGAGAGAGCAACCACACAGCCUGAGCCGGACUUAUCCCUCACAGCCUCAGCCGGACUUACUUAUCCCACACCGCUGGAGCCGGACUUCCCGCCACGAAAGGGCUGCAGACAACAGGACUGCCUCAGGCGCAAGAUGUUUGUCAGUGACUGUGGACCCACCUAACACACGGUCAAAGGGAGGUCGGGCAGUCGGAGAUCAGGUCCCGCUGUCCCGCCCAUCCGUCCGCCCCGCUCACCGCCCAUCCCCGCUCACCCCGGGGGAGCUGCCGCGCUCAUGGCGCCGGGUCGGGGCGUGCUCGGCCUCUUCAGCCUCCUCCUGCUGCUGCCGCCGGCCGCUUUGGGUGAGGACUGUCAGGCAUAUAUUGAUUAUUCUGGCAAAGAACAACCUGCACAAUCCUGUCCUGACUUCUGCUGUGGAAGCUGCACAAAUCAAUUCUGCUGCUCUAAUGUAAUGUUAAGAUUUGCUGAACAGUUUCAGUGUGUUCUACAAAAUGUAAGGAUGUCUGUCCCAGGAGAUCUUUUAAAUAAGAUUCAAGAGGCCCAACUAGGAGAAUUUUGGGAUAAGUUUGAGAAGACCGAAGACGAGGCGACCAAAAAAAUCCAUGAAUUGAUGUCCAAGAGCUGGAUCUCUGACUCAGACCUGAGGGAUUUUCAGGACCCUGAUGAUGACAUGCCUUUUGGCCUCAGUUUUGGAACCCUUAUUGCGAUUGGAGUUACUGUUUGUGCAGUGAUUGUCAUCACUAUUAUUCUGUGCCUCACCUGCUCCUGUUGCUGUCUCUACAAAGCAUGUCGAAGGCCACGGCCUGUUGUCACCACCACUGCUACCACUACAGUGGUCCACGCUCCUUAUCCCCAACAGCCAGCAGUGCCACCCAGCUAUCCAGCAGCUCCAUAUCAAGGAUACCAGCCCGUGGCCAUCCAGCCCCAGCCGGGAAUGCCGGUAGCACCGUACCCUGCACAGUAUCCUCCCCCUUACCCCAUGCAGCCCUCGGGACCGCCGGCCUAUCAUGAGACAGUGGCAGCUGGUGCUGGAGCCCCUUACCCAAGCCAGCCCCCUUACAACCCUGCUUACAUGGAUCCUCAGAAACCCACCUAUUGAAAAGCUCUUCUACUGUGCUUCUGCAUAUGAAACUUUUCAAAAUAUAAUUUGUUCUGUUUACACCCUGCACCAGUAGUAUAUUUUUCUUGAAGACAGCAAUCUUUUGUCUAAAUAACGUGCAAAGUAAUUCAGUAUGUUUAAUGCUCCGAGGAAGGAGUAUUUUUCUUGCAGAAGUUGUUCAUUUAUACCUCAAGCAAAUAGAAAAAGAGAUUUUGCUCUAAAUACAGUGAGAAGCACGAAGAAGGAGUACUUCAAAAAUACAGAACCACAAUAACAUUUUGCUGUGCAAUAAUUUUGAAAGGAUUGGUCUAAUAUGAGCAUUGUCAAACACCCAAAGCUGUAGCAAUCUUUUGCACAGUAUUAAAACAUAAAAACUUAACCUCUGAGAAACUACCUGAUACAUGUUACAUAUGUUCUGCCUGUUUUGAAGCUACUAUUGUUAGGUAAGCUGCCAUUUAAUACAUUUCAUUUACCAUUCAAAAGGGAAUUUUCCUUUUUUGCAACACAUUUACCUUCAGUAAGGGGUAGCAAACCAUGUUUAAUUGUCUCUGGACUAGCUCUAAAUAGCACGAGUUGGUGAUUUCCUUGUUUUCUUUCCCAAUUUGAAGGCUUUAAAACUGUGCCUCCACUGGGUGUUAGGAAUUAACAACAAAUCCAAACUCUCUGCCACUUAGCAGACCAAAUAUCUCAAAAGCUGGAAACUUGAAAAUUCUUCACAAAAAUUAUUGGACAAGUAUUUCCCGUUGAGGUGUUGUUGGACAAGCUUACUCCAGUCAUUUCUUGUGAUGGGUUUGGAAGAAAAAUUAGCAAUUUAACCACAUGUUAAGCAGAAAUACCUGCCAGCCUUCAGUCCUGCCUCAUCACAGGGAGGGAGUUUGUUUUACAGGAGAGAUGGGAUGUCAGCAGUAGAUUGGGGUUUUCAGAUGCUUAGGGUUUUCCACUGUCUCUGGUGGGAACUGUAUAUGGCAGGAACCUAAGAAUUCUAGACCUUUAUAAACUCAGUCUGCAUUUGAAUAACAAAAUGCAGGGAGGGAUAAGAAAUCCCAGCCCAACACGAAGCAGGGAUUAAAAUUCCCUGUUGUCUUCAACAUUCCCAUAAAGCUGAACAGAAGAUGAGAAGUCAGGGAAAGCAGGGGUUUGGCCACAGCCAGGUAAUAUAUUUUUCAGAAGGUAGUGCUUUCAACCAUGAAACAUCUUGAGACAUCCUCAUGACUAUUACCACUGCUGGGGCUUUUGGCUCCAUAAAUUUUGUAUUGUUCAAACAAAUAAGGUGGUUUUUUGUUGGUUUUUUUUUUUUCACUGUCCUCAACAAUUCUGUCUUUUCUGACAUUGAUAUACAAUAUGUUUUUAAUCCUCAUAGAGCUAUCUAGUUAGUUGUAUGCAUAAUUUUAACAUAUCUUUUACACUGAUUUUACUUUUUUUGGAGAGGCCAUUGAGCCAUUUGUCCCGUGAUUUUACAUUUGGAGAUAUAUUAUUGUUUGCUGGCAUUAUUUUACCUCAUAUAGUGGGUGGAAAUUGCUGCUGCCAAAGGCAGCCUUGUUUUUCUUCCUGAUUGUUGAGUCUAUUUUUGGAUUAUUCUGAAUUUUUUUAAUUUUUUUUUUUUUUUAGAGAAGGUUUUCAGGGCAUUUCAGGAGGAACUUGUAGAAAGUUUUUAGCAUCAAAAUCCAUGCCAACCUGUGCUCCUGUGUUACACCUCUGAGUGUUGAAGUUAAUAGCAUGAAAUGGUGCCAAGAGGCACUCACAGAGCAUGUAUCCAUGUAUCCUGUGUCUGUGUUCCUCCUCUUUCCUGCCUUGUCAGCUGAGAAAUCAGGCAAUGCUUCAUUACACUGUUAGACAACCAACACUGGAUCCUGUGUCCUGUGUGGAGGGUGAAGUGUUGCCUUAGAAACCUGGAAUGUUUCUGUGUGGGAGGGCACUGAGUAGCUGCAGAAAUAAAUCCCUUGCUGUAGGUCCCUUGUGUUUAUUCACGUAGAAGGAGAGCAGAGACUAUUCCAGCACCUUCAGAUGGAGCCUGGCCAGGGAGAGCAGCUCUCAGAGCACAGGCAGAGCAUCCCAGUGUGGGGCUUGAUGAGGUUGUUCCUGUGCCCUGCUCUUCUUUCCUCCAUCUGCUCUGACAAAUGGAUCAGUUUGUGGCAGUCUUGGUAAUGGUAUGUUUGGGUUAUGAAAGGGAAAUCUGCACUUUCGUGACAGGUUGGCUCAGUCAUCAUCCCUGAGGGAAGGCAGUAGGAAAGUGAAGUGGCAGCAAUAACAGAGGUUCCCAAAUGUGAAGUUUUGGUGUAGAAGUUGCACAGACCAAAUAGAUUGUCCUGAAUUGCCACCCCUGUGUGUGUAGGGGUGGGAGGAGAUGAGGGGAAGGGUUAAGGAGCCUCAAGAUUGACACUUCUUCAGUGAACAAGUGCUAAUGAUAACUAUGGACAAGUGAAGAGAUGAAUCAUUAAUGCACAAGGAACUAUUUUAGCAGCAGUGUUACUAACUCAGUUACAAAACUCAUUGAAAGAAGAGAGAAUGAUUCAGUUCACAAUUGGAGCAGUGAAUCAGAUCUUUUCUUAUUGUUAGUGAAUUUAUCAUCAUUAACAAUAAGGUGUAGGACCAAAUUUUUUCUUGCCUGUUGCCCUGCAACUUGUUGAAGCUUGUUUUUAUACAGUUAAAGGAAUGGGAUGGUUAUAGAAAAAGUGGAGGAGAUGAUCCAUAAAUUUUUAGUUUAAGCACUGCUGAUGUGUGUCAUUCCAAGUAGCUGUUGCCUUCACAUCACUAGUUAUCCACAGUGCUGUAGGGAGGGGGAAUGGAACUAAAACUUUAAAUGUUGAAAGAGUAUAUCUUAAUUUGGUUUUAAUUCUGUAAGUGCCUUUGUUUCAGAAAUGUUUUGUGAAAUUAAAUACAGUAGAAUAUUUUGUUGUAUUGAAUUUAGUAGAUAAUCAUUGUUGCUUUUGUUACAUACUGUAACCUCGCUUUGUAUGUUGUUUGUAGGUUAAACAUAAGUAUUCAAACCAAAUGGCAUAAACUCUAUGCACCUUUGUAAUAAAUACAGUGUUUGAAGUA
Messenger RNA from Chiroxiphia lanceolata (lance-tailed manakin), 4167 nucleotides. It is a transcript of the gene SHISA5, whose product is annotated as shisa family member 5. The transcript has 7 exons. Gene Ontology annotation, cellular component: endoplasmic reticulum. Lineage: Eukaryota; Metazoa; Chordata; Aves; Passeriformes; Pipridae. Gene Ontology annotation, biological process: positive regulation of canonical NF-kappaB signal transduction. Bases 304 to 1128 code for a protein of 274 amino acids. The record is from RefSeq and is a predicted model, not a curated record.